Messenger RNA from Exophiala bonariae, 1959 nucleotides. RefSeq lists its product as uncharacterized. The record is from RefSeq and is a predicted model, not a curated record. Lineage: Eukaryota; Fungi; Ascomycota; Eurotiomycetes; Chaetothyriales; Herpotrichiellaceae. Bases 1 to 1959 code for a protein of 652 amino acids. The transcript has a single exon.
AUGAAGCUCCAAACCUUCUCAUUCCGCUUGAUGCUGGUGUUGGUGGUGUGUAUCUCUCUUUUCAAGGGUUCAGCCUCGUAUCCUCACCUUGAUUCCAACGCUCUCGCCGGUCGAGAAGUCUUCACCUCAUCCACCAAAUAUCCGAUCGCUGGAAAAGGAACUGCCGCCUCCUCUCGCGCAAAUUCUGCGACUUCUUGCUCCAAGGGCAAUUGUAUCGGCUCAACUGACACCACAACAUACCAAAUCUGUGAGGGUACUGGUGAAACCAUGCUGCACGAUCAGGACUUCUCCAUUCUUUGCAAUGUCGAUUUCCCUGCUCAAGACAUCUACCCAUUUAUCCUUGCAGAUUCAUACGACGAGUGUUAUGCUCAUUGCAGCAGCUUCAACCAAACGUCAAAUAAUGUCAAGUGCAUGGGAUUUGUCUUCGCGCCCGGAAGAAUGAACGGGGCUGAUAACUGUUACCUGAAAUCCUCUCUGAACGACCCUUACCCUGCCAUGCUCCAGCUCCUCGGUGCUGUCCUUGGCUCUUCCACAGUUAGUCCUUCGUCGGUCACACCACUCAAACCAGUCUCUACCCCUCGCACUGAUAAAGCGAGCCAAGAAACGAAACUGUCUGUUGGGGACUUCAGGGUGCUAGGUUCCUCUACCACCAAAACCCCAAAAUACUAUCCUAGCCAUACACCAUAUGGGCCCACAGAGAUGCUCUACAGCGAUACCUCACUCCACACUGCCAACGAAUCCUUGAUCAGAGAUUACGCCAUCGCGGAUGACACGGGCUCUUGGACUGAACCCAAACUGCCAAAUCCAAUAUUGGCAGAAAUGAAAUCUGUACCACAAAUCUCACGUGAUGGAGGCAGAGGAGGCAGCAUUAAUGGAACUCAAAUCUUCGUCUUUUGUGACACCAAGAGUGUUCGAAUUGACAACACGCCUGACUCUGGUCAGUUGGUCAGUUUCGUUUCCAGUUCGGUUGCCACUGACAGCGGAAUGAAUGCUCUUUCUGGAAACCCAAUUGAACUGGUGGACAAUCUCGGUGAAUGGCAAGAUGACGUUGGAAGAAUGCGUGGAUUUGCCCCAAUGACUUUGGGAGAACAGUCAUACAAUGUAGCCAUCUCUGGCUCAGGCUAUCGCUACGCAAUCUGGCCUGAUUCGUCUCUCAUUUCAUUGAAUACCUCGCACGCUGUGCUAUAUCCCACUCUUGUCUUUGACAUUGACAAGCAGAUCGAAGCCCCUGUCUUCAAUGAGAUAGGCAAUUCUCUUUUGUUGGUACAUGUUGACCCAACAUAUGGUCCUGUCGCAGAUCGGGUUAAGAAUCAGUUGUUCAAACAGGGAGAAAUUGCUUUUGGCACAAUCGGUGGAAUACGUUCCUGGGGUCCUGAAGGUGUUGGUGCCAACGACGGAUAUGUUUACCUUUUUGGUCAGCGAAAGGGACGGGUCGGUGUCAGCCCAAGCACUAACGGCGUUCUUGUUGCACGAACAACUCCAUCCGGUAUCAACGAGUUGUCAGCAUAUACGUACUGGGAUGGCAAAUCGUGGAGUGGCACCAUGCCAUCCUUCGAUUCGAAAGCAGUUAUGCUUGACCACUUGAUCCAAAGCCUGGAUGUCUUCUAUGUGCCGGCCGUUCGAAGUUUUGUCAUGGUGUAUCUUAACACUUAUGGCGAUAACACAUUUUACUACCGUCACCUACCUCUUGACCUGGACGUUGUACCUGGUGGUGACUAUGUCGAAAAGAUUCUCACUAGUGAGUGGUCUGGAGAGAAAGUUCUCGCCAAACCCGACGCCCCUGAGCGAGAGUUCAUCUAUUCUGGAGGAGUCCAUCUCGGCUAUUUUGGUGACGAUGACAUCACUAAUGGCGGCUGGAAAAUGUUGAUUACAUGGACCGAGAAGAUCGGCAGGGACGCAUUUGCUGCAGAUGCUGGCUAUGCACAUAAGUCAGCUAUUGUACGGCUGGAUUUGGAAUGA